AAACCUGGGUGGCUGUGACUCCAGCCAUGGCGUCUAUUUUGCUCUCCCUGAGCCUCUCCCAUCUGAGCCUGUGGGCUUUUGGACUGAUCUUGGUCUUAAGCUCCCUCAAGCUCAUUCGUCUGUUGCAGCGGAGGCAGAUGCUGGCCAAGGCUAUGGACAACUUCCCAGGGCCCCCCACCCACUGGCUCUUUGGGCAUGCCCUCGAGAUCCAGCAGAUGGGGAGUCUAGACAAGGUGGUGUCCUGGUCCCACCAGUUCCCCUAUGCUCACCCACUUUGGAUGGGACAGUUCCUUGGCUUCCUGAACAUCUAUGAUCCUGACUACGCCAAAGCUGUGUACAGUCGAGGAGACCCCAAGGCCCCGGAUGUGUAUGACUUCUUCCUCCAGUGGAUUGGGAAAGGCUUGCUAGUCCUCGACGGGGCCCAGUGGUUUCAGCAUCGCAAGCUGCUCACGCCUGGCUUCCACUAUGAUGUGCUGAGGCCCUAUGUGGCUGUGUUCGCCGAGUCCACACGUGCCAUGCUGGACAAGUGGGAGGAAAAGGCUCGUGAGCAUAAAAGCUUUGACAUCUUCUCCGAUGUGGGCCACGUGGCGCUGGACUCGCUCAUGAAGUGCACCUUUGGCAGAGGAAAGAGAGGCCUGGGCCACAGGGACAAUAGCUACUACCUGGCGGUCAGCGAUCUCACGCUGCUGAUGCAGCAGCGCAUUGAAUCCUUCCAGUACCACAAUGACUUCAUCUACUGGCUCACCCCGCAUGGCCGCCGCUUCCUGAGGGCCUGCCAGGUGGCCCAUGACCACACAGACCAGGUCAUCAGGGAACGGAAGGCAGCCCUGCAAGAUGAGAGAGAGCGGGAGAAGACCCAGAGCCGGAGGCACCUGGACUUCCUGGACAUUCUCCUGGGGGCCCAGGAUGAAGAUGGGGUCAAGCUGUCAGAUGCAGACCUCCGGGCCGAGGUGGACACGUUCAUGUUUGAAGGCCACGAUACCACCACCAGUGGCAUCUCCUGGUUUCUCUACUGCAUGGCCCUGUACCCCGAGCACCAGCAACGUUGUCGGGAGGAGGUCCGAGAGAUUCUUGGGGACCGGGACUCCAUCCACUGGGAUGAUCUGGGGAAGAUGACCUACCUGACCAUGUGCAUCAAGGAGAGCUUCCGGCUCUACCCGCCUGUGCCCCAGGUGUACCGCCAGCUCAGCAAGCCUGUCAACUUUGUGGAUGGUCGCUCUCUACCUGCAGGCAGCCUGAUUUCUCUGCACAUCUAUGCCCUCCACAGGAACAGUGCCGUGUGGCCCGACCCUGAGGUCUUUGACCCCCUGCGCUUCUCCCCUGAGAAUACGACUGGACGCCACUCCUUUGCCUUCAUUCCCUUCUCUGCUGGUCCCAGGAACUGCAUUGGGCAGCAGUUUGCCAUGAAUGAGGUGAAGGUGGUCACAGCCUGCUGCUUGCUCCGUUUUGAGUUUUCUCCGGACCCCGCGAAGCAACCCAUCUUGUUACCCCAGCUGGUCCUGCGCUCCAAGAAUGGCAUCCACCUCCGCCUGAAGCCACUGGGCUCAGGCUCUGGGAAGUAGCUCUGCUGAGAGUAGGGCCCCAGCCAGCCCAGGCUGUGGCCUCUCCCUGGGCGCUGCCCUCUCCAAGCCAGGCUGUAGAGUAGCUGUGUUCCCCUGUCUUCCGCAGACUUGUGGUUUAGAAGGGGAGUAGGCACCUGCACAGAUAGUCACCUCCAAGGCAGCACCAUGUAAACAAGUGUGUCUCUAAAUGCUUACCAUGCACGUGUUCCAGAGCUCACUCAUUCAUUCAGCAAACAUAUGGUGAACACCUACGGGGUUCUAGAGGCUCCAGUUAUGUCCCAUAAUUGUCCCUCUUUCUAAAACUUCCACAACAUUCGCAGCAGAAGCUGUGCCUUGGGACUGGCAGUUAUGACCAGGCACUCACUCACUCCAUGUGAUGGAGAGAUGGCUUUCGGGGCUUGCCCUUCACGGAGAUCUGUUUCUUUCUUACCUUUGUGUGCAUGUGUUUGGAACAUAACAGACAUAAGGACAAGUUGCUUAAACCAAGAAUACACAAGACAAUGAAAACCUAAUCCCCAGUAAUCACUGCUGAGGUCAAGGAAUACGGAUUAUAUUUCAUGGGUGUAUGUUGGGCCCCUCCUGAGACAGGUCUCUGUGGCACUCCUGCCAUUGUCACCAUCUGUGUCACAGUGACCCGGUGCACUGGACAUGUGGGGUUUUGCUGGGGAAGGUGGCAGAGUGGCAUCAGAGGGUGGCUUCCUGGAAGAGGUGGUGCCUGAAUCAGGCCUUGAGGCAGGGAGAGGUAUGAAAGUGCAAAGGGGGACUUUUGGAGAGGGACUCAGGCUGGGGCCGUGUGGGGAAUUAGUGCUCCUUCCCCAGUAGUCCCUUCAGCAGCUACCUGAGGGCUGGGGGCACAGACACCUCUAGGGUUCAAGUCUAAGGCCAUUAGUGGGCUCUAAUCCAGGAAAUGGACAACUGUGGAAGGGAGCACACUGGAUGCUUGGGGGAGGGGCAAGAGAGGGGAAUUGUAGCCCUGGGAAUUGGAGAUGUGUUUCUGUUGCCCUGGGGAUACACCACCUGGAGACACAUCCUUCCUGCUAGUGAUGCCUCCCCUCUGGAAAGAAGGUCACAGCCUUGGAAGCUUGGCCAGGGCCACAUGCUCCCUCCUGCAAAGCCCUGUCGAGUUACAGAUCUCCUCGCUCACCUGAGACUGGGGUGCCUGGGCCUCAGGCAGAGUGUCCCCCAUGCCACCCACUUUCCCUCUGUCCUGGCCCUGGACAGACCUUUCUCUGCACAAGUGAAGAAAUGGUUUCAAUAGGCAGCACCAGGGUGCAGAGCGCAGGGUCAUAACCGUGUGUGGCCCAUGGGUGGCAUCGAGUCUAAGCUGUGUCUACUUCCCUGAUGUCUGGAUCCUCAGGAGGCCAGUGAGGCAGGACGGAGGAGGCUGUUAUCCCGCUUCAAUACUAAGCGAAGGAACCUGCCCAGGAAGCAGACCCCCACCAGAUGAAAACUGCUGACUACAAGCACAUAGACCCUAGACUGGGUGAAAACAGAAGAUUGAUAAUGCUUGAAACUUCACCUCAAUGCCAACCAAUCCAAGAAUUGUCCACAAGCUGAUUACACCAUGCUCCUUGAACACUGUAACACUUACUACCCCUUCCAGGGUGGGUCACACAGUCUUGAAGGCAGUAGCCCACUGUGCCUGGCAAAGCAAUAAAAGUUACUCUUUUUUACAU
This is a messenger RNA of Hippopotamus amphibius kiboko, 3238 nucleotides long. Its product is annotated as cytochrome P450 4B1. The record is from RefSeq and is a predicted model, not a curated record. Bases 27 to 1562 code for a protein of 511 amino acids. The transcript has 13 exons. NCBI's taxonomy places the organism in Eukaryota, Metazoa, Chordata, Mammalia, Artiodactyla, Hippopotamidae. Gene Ontology annotation, molecular function: iron ion binding; monooxygenase activity; heme binding.